UAGUAAACCUCUCUAUCUACCUUUCAUUCUCUCUCUUUGACGAAUGAAACUGGGCAGGUUGCAAGAAAAUUAUGCUUCUUUUUUUCCUAUUCACCACCAAAAAUAAAGUUGAUAACACCACCAAAAAAAAAAAAGAAGCUUCAUUUGAGGAGGUAACUAAACUAUAAUUGUUAGCCAAAACCAAACAACAUACAUCUCACUCACACGUCACACACACACACACACACAUAUAUAUAUAUAUAUAUAUAUAUAUAUAUAUGCUACUAGUAAUUUGUAGAGGUCAACUGUAAAUAGCCACAAUUAACUUGGGCCAAACUUUGAAAUUGAACCCUCCUCCUCAGUACUCACUCCAUAUGGCUUGCUUGUCUUUGUUUAGGGUUUAUUAAUUUAAUUUGUGAAUUACUACAAUAGAAAGGCACCCACUCAGUACUCUUUUGCAAUUUGUUUGGUUUCCAUCAGAAUCAGAAUCUAGUGAGUGAGAUCCAUUCAUAUUAGCUGAUUGAAAUCAAAGUUGAGAGUUAAUUUGAUGGAACAAGUGAAAGGGUAUUGUUCUGAUAGCAGGGACGAAGAGGAGGAAGAGGAAGGUGCAGAUGAUAUCAUCGCAAUCACUGGAGGAGGAGGAGGAGAAGAAAUUAGCAGCAGCAGCAGGUUACAGUUACAGACGUCACAGCAGGAGGAAGAAGAAGAAGAAGAAGAAGAAGAAGAAGAUGUGGGGGUUGGGAAGUUGAAUGAAGAGGAGGUAGAUUUGAUGGAGUUAAGACUUGGAGGAGGGGGAAUUAGCAAGAGCAAGGGAAGUGAUGAAGGAUUAGGAAUAGGAUGUUGUUCAAAUUCAAAGGAUGAGGAAGAGGCAGUAGUAGUAGAGAAAGAGCAUAUGUUUGACAAAGUGGUGACACCUAGUGACGUAGGGAAACUAAAUCGACUUGUGAUUCCAAAGCAACACGCAGAGAAGUACUUCCCUUUGGAUUCUUCUACCAACGAGAAAGGGCUUCUCCUAAAUUUUGAAGAUCGAAAUGGUAAGAUGUGGCGGUUCAGGUAUUCUUAUUGGAACAGUAGCCAGAGUUAUGUGAUGACAAAAGGUUGGAGCCGUUUCGUUAAGGAGAAGAAACUUGAUGCUGGUGACAUUGUAUCAUUCCACCGUGGACGUGCUGAAUUGCACAGACACAGGUUGUACAUAGAUUGGAGGCCAAGGGCUCAUUCUCAGUACUCUCAUCAUCACCACCAGUACCUCAUCCCUCAAUAUCCUCCUCCUCCUCCUUCACUGCCUUUCUAUCUUCCUCCCAAUCAUCACUAUCACUACUCAUCAUAUGCUGCUACUGCUAGAUCAUUAUACACCUCCCCUCAAUAUUCUCACCUUCCUAAUCCUAAUUACGCUGCCCCUUCUCCUACAAUAUCUCACCCUCAAUAUUACAACACCAAUUUCUAUACUACUACUACCACUACUACUACACUUCAUCAACAACAACAACAACAACAGUACCACCACCCUGCUCCUGCUGCUGAUCACCUGCUUGUUGAUAAUAAUAACAACAUGAAUCCCCUCUAUUAUCUCACCUCCUCGCCAAUUACGCCACCAUCAACAACCACCGCAACUGGUGAUCAACAUUUGCAGGGAUCCGUGGUGCAAGGGCACCAACAAGAUCAGAGAAAUGUCAAUGUCCCUAUGAAUAUGAUAAUUGAUUCAGUUCCAGUUGCACAUCAUCACCUCGGAGGCAAUGUUAAUACUGGCGGAAAACGGUUGAGACUAUUUGGGGUUAACAUGGAAUGUGAUUCUUCUUCUUCUUCAGAACCACCACAAGUGACAACAACUUCUGGGGAUCAUGAUCAUCAUCACAGAGGGGGAACUUCACUGCACUUUGAUUUGGAUCCUUCUAAUUCCCAAUAUCGCCGGCACCACUGAUCCAUCCAUAUUCAUGAAGAUCAUAUCAUUUUGUUUUGCAGUUAGUUUGGCUUGGACAGGCUAAGUAGCUCUCCUUGGCAGCAUUUUCAUUUUAUUUUUGUUUACUUUUUUUUUUUUUUUUUGUCUCUCAUUUCCGCUACAAAUUAAGGUAAGAAAGAGCCCUUGAACUUUCUUCUUAAUUAAAUUAUUAUUAAUUAUCUUUUCAUCGGUAGUUAUAUAGUAGUUGAAAUUCUUCAUAGUAUACUACUGUACGUUUUAUCUAAACUUCUUUGCUCGAAUUGGUAAUUAGCCGGGGGGAGAAGAAAUAAUGAAAAACAUUUGCAGUCCAA
This is a messenger RNA of Medicago truncatula (barrel medic), 2226 nucleotides long. Its product is annotated as B3 domain-containing protein Os03g0120900. The coding region runs from base 527 to 1897 and encodes 456 amino acids. NCBI's taxonomy places the organism in Eukaryota, Viridiplantae, Streptophyta, Magnoliopsida, Fabales, Fabaceae. The record is from RefSeq and is a predicted model, not a curated record. The transcript has 3 exons. Gene Ontology annotation, molecular function: DNA binding; DNA-binding transcription factor activity.